CGGUUUGCUGUGCGCGGAACAUGGCGGGCGUCGGCGACGCGGCCGCCCCGAGAGAAGGCGGCGCGGACGGCGCCGAGCGGGACGGCCGCGCUGAGGCGGAGCAGCUGGGCGGCGGCGGCGGCGGUCACGGGCCCCCGCCGGCGCCUCAGCACACGGAGACGCUGGGCUUCUACGAGAGCGACCGGCGGCGGGAGCGGCGCCGCAGCCGCGCAGAGCUUUCACUGUUCAGGUUCCUCAGCGCUGAACUAACCAGAGGGUACUUCCUUGAACAUAAUGAGGCCAAGUAUACAGAAAGAAGAGAAAGAGUGUACACGUGUAUGCGGAUACCAAGAGAACUGGAAAAGCUCAUGGUUUUUGGAAUCUUUCUGUGCCUGGACGCGUUUCUCUAUGUGUUCACCCUGCUUCCCGUCAGAGUCUUCCUGGCCCUAUUCAGGCUCUUCACUCUGCCUUGCUAUGGCCUAAGGGACAGACGUGUGCUUCAGCCCGCCCAGGUGUGUGACGUCCUGAAGGGGGUCAUCUUGGUCAUCUGCUAUUUCAUGAUGCACUACGUGGACUAUUCCAUGAUGUAUCACCUGAUCCGGGGGCAGUCAGUCAUCAAGCUGUACAUCAUCUACAACAUGCUCGAGGUAGCAGAUCGCCUGUUUUCCUCCUUUGGGCAAGAUAUAUUAGACGCUCUGUACUGGACAGCCACAGAGCCCAAGGAGCGGAGGAGGGCCCACAUCGGGGUGGCCCCCCACUUCUUCAUGGCAGUCCUCUAUGUCUUUUUGCACGCCAUCCUUAUAAUGGUUCAAGCAACAACUCUCAACGUGGCUUUCAACUCACACAACAAGUCCCUGCUUACUAUCAUGAUGUCUAAUAAUUUUGUCGAAAUUAAAGGAAGUGUUUUCAAGAAGUUCGAAAAGAACAAUCUUUUUCAAAUGUCAAAUAGCGAUAUUAAGGAACGAUUCACAAAUUAUGUGCUUUUGCUAAUAGUAUGUCUGAGAAACAUGGAGCAGUUUUCUUGGAAUCCAGAUCAUCUCUGGGUGUUAUUUCCAGAUGUCUGUAUGGUGGUCGCAUCAGAAAUUGCUGUGGAUAUUGUAAAACAUGCUUUUAUCACAAAGUUCAAUGACAUCACGGCAGAUGUCUACAGUGAAUAUAGAGCCAGCCUUGCUUUUGACCUUGUUAGCAGUCGACAGAAAAAUGCGUAUACUGAUUAUAGUGACUCCGUGGCCCGGAGGAUGGGGUUCAUUCCUCUCCCACUAGCUGUUUUACUCAUCAGAGUGGUAACAAGUUCAAUUAAGGUGCAAGGAAUCCUGUCUUAUGCCUGCGUCAUCCUCUUCUAUUUGGGGUUGAUCUCCCUGAAAGUCCUGAACAGCAUUGUCCUGCUGGGGAAAUCCUGCCAGUACGUGAAGGAGGCCAAAAUGGAAGAGAAGUUGUUUAACCCUCCCCCGGCCAGCGCUCCCGGCAAACCGUCCAGCAAAUCACAAAACAAGUGUAAACCCUCCCAAGAAGAAACCCUGUCUGCCUCGGUCACCAGCCAGCCCUCUCAUCAGAAGGAAAAUGCGAUCCCGCUGCUCGUCACGAGCAGCUCUGAUCAGCUUCUGACCACCCCAGAUGGCGACGAGAAGGACAUAACACAGGACAACUCGGAACUGAAACACAGGUCCUCAAAGAAAGAUCUGUUAGAGAUAGACAGGUUCACAAUUUGUGGAAAUCGAAUUGACUGAAUUCCAGAGCUCCAGGUGCCAAAGACGCAGUCCCGGGGCCCCAGAGGUGGUGCCCCCCGGACGGACAGAUGCUGAAGACGGCACUUAAAUAUUUAUUUAAGAACUUAACUUAUUGACAGAAAGCAAAUCUUAGUGUCCUUCUCCUGGUGACGUGGUCUGGCUGAAAGUCAGGUCACACAGGGCAGCCAGCAGCGACCUGCAGCCUCGAGCCCUUGGACAGAUGGAUGGCUCAGGAAGGGUCCCUCCUGCUUGGGGAAGCCACAGAGUCACCCUGGGCCCCGCAGGAGCAACCCCACCACCCCCUCCGCUCGUCACUCUGUGCUUCCAUAGGGUGGGAUUCCACCUCGAGUCCUCCUCGGCGUCGGGAUGCGCUGGAGACGGUGGAGCUCUCACACGACGCUCCAUUUCCAGCCUCAUUCUGUCCCCACAGUUUUCAAACUUCAUCUGCCAAAGCAUUAAAAAAAAAAAAAAGAUAAUUAAACUUAACAUAAAUGUUCUUACCACCAGAAUACUCUUCGAAGAUGUAUCUGCGUUAAUCAGAAUAAAAAGCUACCUUAAAUGAGACAUGAUGGAUAGUAGCAUUUUAUAGAGGGAAAGAAAAAAAACCCUUAAGCCAGUUUAUUUAAAAAAUACGAAUGAAUGAAGGUUUGCAUCACUGAGAAAAUGUUUCCUAAUUUUUCAGUUUUACUCUUCACAGCCAAAUGUGAGCUGUGUAUUGUGUAAUUGCAGUGGAUAAAAUAGGAAUUCCCUGACAGAAAGGCACUUUUUAUACUGAAAAAAGCAGAGCAGUGUUCAUUUUCAGGUAGAGUUAACUGGUUUCCCUUUCAAAUUGAUUGCUUCCUAAGUUGUUACCGUUAAAAGGGUUUGGUGUUAAACAGGCUGAGGAAUCAUCAGAGGACAAAAUUCAAAUGUAUCAACUUCAACUGGGUUUUUCAAGUCCCAGUUUUAAAGUCAGUCUUGUGUGGGUGGGGCAUCGUUUUACUCGGGCUCCUAGAAAGAGCUGGUCUGCCCGUCUGUCUGUCUGUAUGCCUGCACAUGGCCCGGGUCUGUGCUCUGGGGAGAUGGGCCCUCGGGUGCACUGGUCUGCCUGUCGGUCUGUCUGUCUGUGCGCCCACACCUGGUCCGGGUCUGUGCCCUGGGGGGAGGUGGGUGCUCGGGUGCGUAUGUGCCAGGGUGGGCAGGCUGUGUGGGGAGAAGGAAAGGAGACAUUUGGGGCAUGUGUGUGGUCGUCAGGGUGUGGACAGGGGCUUGUGUAGGGAGCAGCCAAACGAUGCUUCUUGGCUUUGUUUGAGAUCAAGAUUCUAUUUCUGCUUAAUUACCAGUCCAUGGCCCACAUCACAGGACAAGUUCUUUUCCACCACAUUUUAUCUUGAGGAGCCUUUCUGCAUUUUUAUAAAGAUUUUCCAGGGUCUGAUUUCAGAAUGUCCAGAUGUUGCCGUUAGCUGUUAACUUCCUUUGAGGUUUUCAUCUGAAGCUCCGCCCUUUUGCUGAUAUUCCCUGCAUGUGAUACUGCAGAAGGUAAAUUUUAGCUGAUUUGUCUUAUCUCCUGGGUGAAACAUAAGGUAGGCUUUAAUGCUUUGACUCGUUCCUCUGAAAAAUAAAAGCAAAUUUUAAUGUGUUGCAUUAAAGCUAAAGAAGUCUGAAGAUGAUUGUUCACAUAAGAAUGAAAAAGGAAAUAGUACAGAAAUGCUUUUGGGAAACCAGGAAGUACUUUAAGUUAAAAAUGAAAGACUUGAAAUUGCUUUGUGUAUGUUUCAGUGAAGGCCCAUAUUAGAAUUAUUAUUGUGUUAUUAUUGUUUUCCCACCUUCUCUUCACCACCAUAAGGAACAGUGUCCACGAGGAAUGGGAAUAGCGUGGAGAAACCUUUGCCAAACAAAGACCUGAUCAGAGCAAAAAUAUGAUGUGGGUAUAUCUUUCAGUUCAGCUUGAAUGACUCUGUAACUAUAUUGUCAUUUUUGGAAGUUUUUGUUUUGGUUUUUUUUUUUGCAGAAUAUAUUGGGAGUUUGGACUGAUGUUCAUUUCUUCUGUUAAAAUGGCAUUCAGUACUAAUUUUAUAAGUGCAUCUUGUGUGAAACUCAAUAAAUUCAAUUUUAUAAUCUUUUUUAAAA
Molecule: messenger RNA, 3815 nt
Organism: Capra hircus (goat)
Lineage: Eukaryota; Metazoa; Chordata; Mammalia; Artiodactyla; Bovidae
Gene: TAPT1
Product: transmembrane anterior posterior transformation 1
Exons: 14
Coding region: 21-1706 (561 amino acids)
Biological process (GO): positive regulation of cilium assembly; maintenance of protein localization in endoplasmic reticulum
Cellular component (GO): endoplasmic reticulum membrane; ciliary basal body
Source: RefSeq, a predicted model, not a curated record